AUCACCUCCUCCACCAUAUUUCCUCUCUCCUGUUUUUCAUCUCGAUCUCCUAGGGUUUUCGAUUUCAUCUUCCUCUUGCCGUUUUUCUCUCUCCUCAAAAAAAACAUCAAUGGCAGACACACAGAAGAAGGUGAUCUUGAAAUCCUCCGACAACCAGGAAUUCAGCAUCGACGAGAUUGUCGCGCUCGAAUCUCAGACUAUCAAGCACAUGAUCGAAGAUGACUGCGCCGACAACGCGAUUCCUCUCCCGAAUGUCACCGGAACGAUCCUGGCCAAGGUGAUUGAGUACUGUAAGAAGCAUGUCGAUGCUGCUGCCUCCAAAUCUUCUGCUGAGGAUAAUAGGUCUACUACCAACUCUGCUGCUGAUGAUGAACUAAAGACCUGGGAUGCUGAGUUUGUGAAAGUUGACCAAAAUACCCUAUUUGAUCUCAUUUUGGCUGCUAAUUACUUAAACAUCAAGAGUCUCCUUGACCUGACCUGCCAAACUGUUGCUGACAUGAUCAAAGGCAAGACCCCAGAGGAAAUCAGGAAAACCUUCAACAUCAAGAACGACUUUACCCCUGAGGAGGAAGAGGAGGUUAGGAGGGAGAACCAGUGGGCCUUUGAAUGAAGUUAAUGGAUUGAAGCUUGCAACCUUCUUCUCUACAAUGUCUAUAGGAAUAGGAGUCUGUUGAUAUCAAAGAGUUGCUCUUUUGUUUUGGCCGCAACUACUAGUAAGCUAAUUUAAAAACCUGUCCAUUCGUCUCAUUAGUGGUACUGUUUUUGUGCUCGUCAUUGGAAUUAAAGCAUAACUAUGCUGGUUUUGCUACUAAUGCUAUCGGUUAUCUUGAAACUUUCUAGUUUAUGCACAAUUUAUGAUGGUAUGAAACAACUUCUGCUGGUAUGGAAAUCAUUAUUUAUUGGGUAUGGAAAUAUACAUUAUCUA
Messenger RNA from Spinacia oleracea (spinach), 925 nucleotides. RefSeq names its product SKP1-like protein 1A. The record is from RefSeq and is a predicted model, not a curated record. Gene Ontology annotation, biological process: ubiquitin-dependent protein catabolic process. The transcript is spliced from 2 exons. The coding region runs from base 110 to 610 and encodes 166 amino acids. Lineage: Eukaryota; Viridiplantae; Streptophyta; Magnoliopsida; Caryophyllales; Amaranthaceae.